AUGGCGCUCAAGAGAAUCAACAAGGAGCUCAAUGACCUAAGCAAGGAUCCGCCGACAAACUGCUCGGCCGGGCCUGUUGGCGACGACAUGUUCCACUGGCAAGCGACCAUCAUGGGCCCUGAGGACAGCCCGUACAGCGGAGGAGUGUUUUUCUUGAACAUUCACUUCCCAAGCGACUAUCCGUUCAAGCCCCCCAAGGUGAACUUCACGACGAAGAUCUACCAUCCCAACAUCAACAGUCAAGGCGCGAUCUGUCUCGACAUUCUGAAGGAUCAGUGGAGUCCUGCGCUCACCAUCUCGAAAGUCCUUCUGUCCAUCUCUUCUCUCCUCACAGAUCCUAACCCUGACGAUCCUCUGGUUCCUGAGAUCGCGCAUCUGUACAAGUCAGACAGAAUGCGAUACGACCAGACGGCUCGGGAGUGGUCUCAGAAGUACGCUCAGUAA
Molecule: messenger RNA, 444 nt
Organism: Besnoitia besnoiti
Lineage: Eukaryota; Apicomplexa; Conoidasida; Eucoccidiorida; Sarcocystidae
Product: ubiquitin-conjugating enzyme subfamily protein
Exons: 4
Coding region: 1-444 (147 amino acids)
Biological process (GO): protein polyubiquitination
Cellular component (GO): nucleus
Molecular function (GO): ubiquitin conjugating enzyme activity
Source: RefSeq, a predicted model, not a curated record